This is a messenger RNA of Nannospalax galili (Upper Galilee mountains blind mole rat), 1549 nucleotides long. RefSeq names its product RNA binding motif protein 7 (gene Rbm7). Gene Ontology annotation, cellular component: nucleus. The transcript is spliced from 6 exons. The record is from RefSeq and is a predicted model, not a curated record. Bases 301 to 906 code for a protein of 201 amino acids. Lineage: Eukaryota; Metazoa; Chordata; Mammalia; Rodentia; Spalacidae. Gene Ontology annotation, biological process: regulation of alternative mRNA splicing, via spliceosome. Gene Ontology annotation, molecular function: single-stranded RNA binding.
GCGAGCGUUAGGCCUAGGCCCGGGAUCCCCGGUAGCGCUGAGAUGGGAGCUGCGGCCGCGGAGGCCGACCGCACUCUGUUUGUGGGCAACCUGGAGACGAAGGUGACAGAGGAGCUCCUCUUCGAGCUGUUCCACCAGAACUGCAAGGUUGGCCUUGAAUGAUCUCCUGCCUACACCUCUUGACUGCAGGGAUUACAGGCUGGACCAGUAAUAAGUGUGAAAAUUCCAAAAGACAAAGAAGGCAAACCAAAGCAGUUUGCGUUUGUGAAUUUCAAGCACGAAGUAUCUGUUCCUUAUGCAAUGAAUCUGCUCAAUGGAAUCAAACUUUUUGGGAGGCCCAUCAAAAUUCAGUUUAGAUCAGGAAGUAGUCAUGCCUCUCAGGAUGCCAGUGUAUCACACCCCCAGCAUCAUGUUGGAAACUCAAGUCCUUCCUCCACGUCUCCUAGCAGCAGAUACGAAAGGACUGUGGACAACAUGACUCCAUCAUCACAGACGGUUCAGAGAUCAUUUUCCACUCCAGAAAAUUACCAGAGACAAGCAAUGAUGAACAGUGUUUUGAGACAGAUGUCAUAUGGUGGGAAAUUUGGUUCUCUACAUGUGGAUCAGUUGGGAUUUUCACCAUCAGUUCAAACACACAAUCAAAAUUAUAACCAGUCUUCCAGCUCUCAGUGGCGCCAAGAUACACCAGCCUCACAGCGUAAAGUCAGACAGAAUUCUCAUCCCUACCUUGCGGACAGACACUAUAGCUGGGAGCAGCGUUACUCUGAUCAUGGGUCUGACUACCAUUACAGAGGAGGCAGAGAUGAUUUCUUCUAUGAAGACAGGAAUCAUGAUGGCUGGAACCAUGACUAUGAUAACAGAAGAGACAGCAGUAGAGAUGGAAAGUGGCAUCCAUCUCGACACUAACCCCCAUUUCAAGGACAUUGUCUCCCAGGCCCAUUUUAGGCCUUUUGACUAAGUUGGCUGGAAAUAUUUUUUAAAACUAUACAGAGUAGCUUCACAAUUUUCUACCUUUCUUUGAAAAAAAUUUAUAAGACCUAUAGCAGCUGUUUCAUACAGAAAUGAAAAGAAUUGUGGUUCCGGAUAUAUUACAUUAAUGGCCUUUUACCUAAGGGUUUAUGAAGAGGAAAGGGUUUUAUGCAAAAGAAAGUGCCACAAUUCUGAAUCAUUUCAGACUGUUUAGGAAAGAUGAAUUGUAUAGAUUGUAUUAUAAAGCAAGUAUUUUAAUUAUCUCCGAUCCUUUUGUAUUGCAAGGAAUUUCUCAUUAAUGAAUCAUUUUGGUGUGUAUAGUAGAAAACAUGCAAGUAGUCCGAAAUGGCUGUCUGCAUUUUGUUAAUAAAUGAGAAAAUAUAACUUCUCAGUGAUCCAGGUUCACAUUUUAUUUGAGAAAGCUUAUGGGUUAUAUUUGGGGAUAAAUCAUAUUGCCUGACUCAAGAGAAUUGAAUUAGAAUUCCAUGAUACGCUCUUUUGAAUUUUACCACAAUUGAACACAGUUCUAUACUAUUUGAUUCUAAACACUAGAAUUCUUUCACUAAAUCACAUUCGAUGU